Messenger RNA from Oryza sativa Japonica Group (Japanese rice), 3519 nucleotides. RefSeq lists its product as uncharacterized. Gene Ontology annotation, molecular function: protein binding. NCBI's taxonomy places the organism in Eukaryota, Viridiplantae, Streptophyta, Magnoliopsida, Poales, Poaceae. The record is from RefSeq and is a predicted model, not a curated record.
CGCUCGCUGCGUGCACUGCGCCUCCGCAUUUCUCGCCUCGCCCACCCCCACACGCAACCGACCGACCCAUCCUUACCACCCACCCCACCCCACGCUCCCCUCCUCCGCGGGCUUGGCAUUUCAACAAACACCUCGCGUGCACCUCCCUCGCCGCCACCUCCUCGCCGCGCGCCGCCUCCCACUCCUCCUCCUCCCGGCCUCCGCGCGCCACCGGCCUCGGCAGCUCCCCGUGGGACGCGGGGGAACAAGACGAGCCCGAGCAGGAGCAGGAGCAACAUGGACUGGGACAGCGCCACCCCCGGCUUCCGCGCGCGGGUGAAGGACCUCACCGGGCCACUCCCGGCCGAGCGGGAAGGGGUUGACGUCAAGGAGGAGAGGCUCCAUGAAGCGGUGGAGCUCGCCGUCGACUUCCACUCGGCGCUCGCGUACCACGUCGUGGGAUACGUGCGCGCCGCGCUCGGGGAGGACGAGUUGGCGCUCGAUUCCCUUCGCCUCGCCAGGGAUCUCGCCCCCAGCGACCUCGGCAUCGCCUUCACCCUCGCCAAGAGGUACGCCGCUAGGGAGCAGUUUGAUCUGGCGGUGGAAGCGUGCCAACGCGCGCUCGGCCGAGGUGACGCUGAUCUCGUCGACCCGCAGCUAAACGCCGUCUUCGAGUCCCGCCACUUGGAGCCGAGCAAAGAGGCGCGGAUCUCCACUGCUAAGAAUGGCCUCAAGCAACUCCUUAUCUCCGCCUUGUCGAAGAUCGCCAUCCCGAUGGCCCGAGAUCGUUGGAACGGCAUGAGCGAGGAGACGCGCCGCAGUUUCCUGACAGUGGGUAUUGACGAGAUGGUAGCAUACUGCUGUGCUAAGCCGUCUGACGAGUGUCAGAUGAGUGCUCUCACUGGUGCACUGGACUUUGUGAAGGACAAUAGAGAAUGGAUCUGCUGGCUGUGCCCUCAAUGCGAAAUGACUUUCCUCACUGCGAAGACCUUCCAGUUGCAUGUUGAGGAUGAUGAGUUCUCCCGGUCCCAGGAGUUCAAAGAAUCGCUGUUGUUUGUGCCGGAGAGGAUAUCUGAUGAACAGACAGAGUUUAUUAAGUGUUGGACUCUGCCAUCUGAUGUCAAUCCUACUGAAGAAGCUGAGGGAGAAAAGAUCUUGACCAAGAUCAAGAGUACAUUUCAGUACCUCAAGGAUAAGAAGGCUCUAUCUGUUGAUCUUUUUGACAACCUGAUCAAAUUCACGAAAAACCGGAUUGAAGAAGCUGUUACCCAAAAUUAUAGCUGCAUUACUUCUCUGGACCCUGGAGGGCUUCUGUUGCUGGGGACUUAUCUGGAUUUGCUUCGAUUGAGGGUUGGUGAUGCCGAGCAGGAUAGCCGUGAUAAUUUUGGUGGGGGAGUUGUUCAAGACGCUUGCGUUCUAUCUAUAGGUACUGAUGAGAAUGUGCUAAGAAUUACUGAUGGUUCUAGCAAUCAAGAUGCUCUGUUUAGCUGGCUAUCUAGACCUUCAAGACAAGACCCAUUUACAUCAUGGGACAACAUGAGGCAAGCCUGUCUAGAUAAGGGAACUCAUGCCCUUGGAAAGUUGAAUGGAAGGGCCGCUGCAUUGAUAGAGAAAGUUAAUCUGAAACGUGGCUUAACAGCGACGCAGACUUAUGAAGCUUAUUUUGGUGAAAAGGCUAAAAUAGAUAUUGAGAUCAUGCAAUUGGUUGCCGAAGUUGAUAAUUUGAAGAAAAACCUCUUGGAAGUCUGCACUUAUGAUUAUCGUGAAAUCAUUUUACCAGCUAUGAAAGAUUUCCUAUGGGCUAAACUGUGUAAUGUUCCACCUAAAGGGGUCUCAAGUUCUGAGGGUGAUAAAGUUUCUGAGGCAAGUAUUGAAAACAGAGAUCCAGUUCAAGAAGAUAUUAAUGCAGGUCUCAAUAUCAUCAGUCCUGAAUCAGUCUUACAAGAAGAUGAUGGAAAAGCUACCGAGGACAAUCUACAGGGUGGAGAUUCAACUGUGCCCGACUGUAAUGGUGUCGAAGAGCUUCCAGGCGAUAGUAAAGUACUGCAAUCUGGCAAGAAGCUUGAGUUGCCUCCAAGAGCUAACACAAGCACCUUGGGAAGCUCAGAGACUCCUAUGGAAAAGGAAAACAAGACUUCCUCACCAUCUGAUUACUCUGGCUCAAAUGAAGGGAGUGCAAACAUUUCGAGCAAUGGAGUAACUGGAACUGCCUAUCCAAAUAGUGAAAAUGAACUAAAGUCCUUGUUUUCGGCUCUCCUGUCAUUGUGGCACUUAAGGCCCUUCACUGAUAAGUUCAUGAAGAAAGCACCGCUUUAUCCUCAUUUUGGAGUUUCUGGAAAAGAUCGGAAUUGUAUGCUGUGCUACUUGUUCCAUAGUUUCAAUGCUUUUAGUGAUAAGAGUGACUCUACAGCAACUUAUCGACUGAGCUGUUUGAGACCUUCUUUUAUCAAGAUUUUAGAAGAGGCGAAUGUUUCGUUGAAGGAGGAAACAAAUUUGGCAGUGAAAUAUAUAGAAAUAGUGCUUAACAUGGUGCAUACAUCAGAAACUGCUAAAUGUAUCAGCAACAACAGUAAAAACAUUCUGUACAAAACAACACUCUUCUCCAGUUGUCCUGAUCAUAGAUGCCUCUCGCAUGAACUUUUUGGGAUGCACAAGAAUGCAACAGAGAGCACAUAUUUUCUCAACGUUGGUGCAAGUGAACUGCGGAAUAUUGAGAUGAACACUUUUGCCGAUGUCAUAAAAUCUGUCGACAAGAAGUUUCACUGUAAUACUGAGAGUAAUGCUCACAAUCAUCCGCCAUGUUACUUCACAACUGCUUUUGGCUAUCCAAGUGAGAAUGAUAGCCAUCUUGUCUCUGGAUUACUGGUCAGCAUAGCUGCCCCCUUGGACAUUAAUCCUGUUUAUGAAGGCCUGCACUCAGAAUGCAAGUAUACUAUGGUUUCUGCGGUAUUUCGUGCUGAGGGGCGAGAUAUCUGCCUUGCUCGAGAAGAGGAGAAGUGGCUUGUAUAUGAUAACUCACUCAGGGAAGUCAAGGAAUUUGAUUCAUGGGAGAAAGUGCUUGAAGAAUACAGUCGUUCCAGUUUCUGUCCACAGAUAAUCUUCUUCGAGCGUAUCGACCCAGUUUCAGAGGCCGCGGGCACAGAAGUCACAGUCUAGACAACUGCUUACAGUUCUACCUGGAAACCGAAUCAGGGGGCUAUUUUUGAUGGCUGAGUAAUCACCUUUUUAGUUAGAAUACAGAUAGCUUGAUGACGCAAAGCUGAAUUUUCUGUCAUGUACUGUCGAUAUGGCUUUCGUCUCUAUAUGCCUUGUCCUUAGCUUUACAGUUCUACUACCAGAUAUCAUACGCAGCGCAGGGUAGUAAGUAUUCCAGUUAUGCACUACUUUUAGGAUGAUAUACCAGGUAUCUUAAUUACUUCGAAACAGCUUUUCUUGAGUCCAGUUCUUGCACGAGUGUGGCCUUGGGACUGUUGCUGUGAUUGAGAAUUGGUCCUUGAUCAGUUGAUCCUUCCCUGCAGCGAAAAGUUUUUUUAAAAAAAA